AUGAGAGACCGGAGUGAGUCUGACGUGAGAGACCAGAGUGAGUCCGACGUGAGAGACCAGAGUGAGUCCGACGUGAGAGACCGGAGUGAGUCUGACGUGAGAGACCAGAGUGAGUCCGACGUGAGGGACCAGAGUGAGUCCGACGUAAGAGACCAGAGUGAGUCCGACGUGAGAGACCAGAGUGAGUCCGACGUGAGAGACCAGAGUAAGUCGGGAGUGAGUCCGACAGUGAGUCGGAGUGAGUCCGACGUGAGAGACCGGAGUGAGUCUGACGUGAGAGACCAGAGUGAGUCCGACGUGAGAGACCAGAUUGAGUCCAACGUGAGAGACCGGAGUGAGUCCGACGUGAGAGACCGGAGUGAGUCCGACGUGAGAGACCGGAGUGAGUCCGACGUGAGAGACCGGAGUGAGUCUAACGUGAGAGACCAGAGUGAGUCUAACGUGAGAGACCAGAGUGAAUCCGACGUGAGAGACCAGAGUGAGUCCGACGUGAGAGAGCAGAGUGACUCCGACUUGAGAGACCGGAGUGAGUCUGAAAUGAGAGACCUGCGUGAGUCCGACAUGAGAGACCAGAGUGAGUCCGACGUGAGAGACCGGAGUGAGUCUGAAAUGAGAGACCUGCGUGAGUCCGACAUGAGAGACCAGAGUGACUCCGACGUGAGAGACCAGAGUCAGUCCGACGUGAGAGACCAGAGUGAGUCCGACGAGAGAGACCAGAGUGAGUCCGACGUGAGAGACCGGAGUGAGUCUGAAAUGAGAGACCUGCGUGAGUCCGACAUGAGAGACCAGAGUGACUCCGACGUGAGAGACCAGAGUGAGUCCGACGUGAGAGACCAGAGUGAGUCCGACGAGAAAGACCAGAGUGAGUCCGACGAGAAAGACCAGAGUGAGUCCGACGUGAGAGACCGGAGUGAGUCGGAGUGA
Knipowitschia caucasica is the source of this 924-nucleotide messenger RNA. Lineage: Eukaryota; Metazoa; Chordata; Actinopteri; Gobiiformes; Gobiidae. The record is from the annotation of a GenBank genome assembly.